CUUACUCCCCGGCAGUUUCUCUGCUUUGCUUACGACUUCUCGAGCCAUCUUUUUCUGUACUCCUUCUGCUUGUGAAAACUCUUCGAAAUGGGUGGUGCAGGAUGGCUGUUUUUGUUCGCGGUGCUGAUGGCGGCUGGCUUGCUCUUUACCAUGGUCUUUUUCAUCAUCAUGUUCUCGGAUCUCGAAUGCGACUACAUCAAUCCCAUAGACCUUUGUAACAAACUGAAUCAAUUUGUUCUUCCGGAAAAUAUCGCGCACGCAUUCCUCACAACACUCUUCCUCCUCUCGGGUCAAUGGAUCGCCUUUCUCCUGAACGCGCCGCUACUGGUAUUCAACGCGAAUAAGAUCAAGAACAAAAACCACAUGUACGACGCGACCGAAAUCUUCAGGACACUAUCAGUGCAUAAGAAGGAGAGCUUUAUCAAACUUGGCUUCUACCUUCUUUCCUUCUUCUACUACCUCUACCGGAUGAUUGUUGCGCUUAUCUCGGAGAGCGAAUAAUUGACGAAGACGAAUGCACGUAUCUCAUGAAGUGGACCGAACCGAAGCAAUUAUCCUUCGGCACUAAUCGCCGUCCUGGAGUCUAGGUGCUGCUAGUAGAAUACAGCAAUCUCACGAUGUUUGAUGUAAGUAGACGAAUAUGGAUGAUAGCUCGGUAAUUUCUCUCAAUGCGGUCAAUCGGGUUUCGGGUUCAUGUAUGGUGUGUGUAUCUCCUUUGUCGCUCAAUGGACUCGUCGUGCGAAAGUGUGCGAUAUCCCC
Molecule: messenger RNA, 759 nt
Organism: Stereum hirsutum FP-91666 SS1
Lineage: Eukaryota; Fungi; Basidiomycota; Agaricomycetes; Russulales; Stereaceae
Product: cornichon
Exons: 6
Coding region: 88-501 (137 amino acids)
Biological process (GO): endoplasmic reticulum to Golgi vesicle-mediated transport
Cellular component (GO): COPII-coated ER to Golgi transport vesicle; endoplasmic reticulum membrane
Source: RefSeq, a predicted model, not a curated record